AGGCAGCGUGACUCUGCGUCGCUCUGCGUCUCUUUGCGUCGCUCUGUUACCGUUGACCCCGCACACAACCAUGGCGCUGCUCUGCAGGUCCACAGGGUUACUUCUCAAGCACAGUAAACUGCUGCCCUCCGCGCUAGCAGCUGCGAGGCCAUGCAGUUCAGGUGGCCAGUAUCAGUACAUACUAGUUGACAAAAAAGGUGAAAAGAAGAAUAUUGGCUUCAUCCAGCUGAACAGACCAAAGGCUCUGAAUGCUCUUUGUGAUGGGCUCAUGCUGGAGGUGGGCAAAGCCCUCGAUGCAUUCGAGGAGGACGGUGAAGUGGGAGCGAUUAUCAUCACAGGAAGCGAAAAGGCCUUUGCCGCCGGGGCUGAUAUUAAAGAGAUGCAGAAUCGGACGUUUCAAGAGUGCUACGGUGGGAACUUCUUGGCGCACUGGAACAGGAUAUCAACAGUUAAAAAGCCCGUUAUCGCAGCUGUCAAUGGAUUUGCGCUUGGUGGAGGAUGCGAGUUUGCCAUGAUGUGUGAUAUAAUCUAUGCUGGGGAGAAAGCACAGUUUGGACAACCAGAAAUCCUGCUCGGGACCAUUCCUGGUUCCGGUGGCACUCAGAGGCUUACAAGAGCAGUGGGAAAAUCCCUCUCAAUGGAGAUGGUUCUCACAGGAGACCGAAUAUCAGCUCAGGAGGCCAAACAGUCUGGUCUGGUAAGUAAAGUGUUUCCGGUGGAUCAGCUGGUUUCAGAAGCGAUCAAAUGUGGAGAGAAAAUAGCUGGCAAUUCCAAACUCGUCUCGGCCAUGGCAAAGGAAGCCGUUAACGCAGCAUUUGAACUGACUUUAGCUGAGGGCAAUCGGCUCGAGAAAAGAUUGUUCCAUGCAACCUUUGCGACGGAGGACAGAAAGGAGGGCAUGACUGCUUUUGUCGAGAAGCGAAAGGCAGCUUUCCAGGACAAGUAAAGUUCCAGCGGAAAAUAUGGUGAUUUUCAAACCGCUGUGUUUAGUUUGUGGUCAAACGCUGUUAUUAAAAUACUCUAAUUUGCCUUAAUUUUCUUAUCAAGUGUUAAUAAUAAAAAUAAAAAAAAAAAUCAGGAUCUUUGCAUUCGGGUUGACAAACAAAUGAGUAGUUCAAUGAGCUCACUAUUACCUUGAUUUAUACAUUAAUCAUUUCUUAUUAAUGUCUGCUAUUAUCACCUUGAGACCUUCUUUGCUGACAGACUAUAAAUAGAGGUCCAGUGCAGUACUGUGUGUGAUUUAAACACGUCCUUUGUACUAAUAUACACUUUAGCAGUUAGGAGAGAGAUUAAGGCAUUGCCCUUACCUUUCGAAAUGGUUUGUAAUUACUAUAAAACAAUAUUGAAGAUUGUUAUAAGCCUUUGAUUUGAACAGUUCGUGUGUUAAUAUGGCGAUUAUUUGAUUAAAAUGAAUUGUGAAAAGA
Puntigrus tetrazona (Sumatra barb) is the source of this 1424-nucleotide messenger RNA. It is a transcript of the gene echs1, whose product is annotated as enoyl CoA hydratase, short chain, 1, mitochondrial. Gene Ontology annotation, molecular function: enoyl-CoA hydratase activity. The record is from RefSeq and is a predicted model, not a curated record. The transcript has 8 exons. The coding region runs from base 71 to 946 and encodes 291 amino acids. Gene Ontology annotation, cellular component: mitochondrion. Lineage: Eukaryota; Metazoa; Chordata; Actinopteri; Cypriniformes; Cyprinidae. Gene Ontology annotation, biological process: fatty acid beta-oxidation.